Molecule: messenger RNA, 1798 nt
Organism: Fonticula alba
Lineage: Eukaryota; Rotosphaerida; Fonticulaceae
Exons: 3
Coding region: 60-1724 (554 amino acids)
Biological process (GO): regulation of transcription by RNA polymerase II
Cellular component (GO): nucleus
Molecular function (GO): cyclin-dependent protein serine/threonine kinase regulator activity
Source: RefSeq, a predicted model, not a curated record
CACCCCCACGCCUCUUGGUCAUCCUCGCCUCCGCUCCGCUGUCUUUGCCGCCCUCUCGCAUGCACGACCGCUCGCCCCAAAGCGCCCCGCCGGCGCCCAAUCUCUUCCUGGGAAAUGUCAUCCUCCCGGACUCCAUCCUUGCCGCCUCGCCCUCCACGAAGGAGGGCCUCUCGCCGGAACUGGAGUAUGACCUUCGCGUCUGGACCUGCGACUUCGUUUGGGAGCUUGGCAUCGCUCUGACUCUCCCCCAGAACGUCAUCUCCACGGCGCAGGUUCUCCUCCAACGGUACUACUACCAGGUGUCCUUCAGCCGAAGCCCCGCCGGGCCGACCGCCCUGGCGGCUGUCUUCCUGGCAUCCAAGCUGUGCGAGCGCCCACGCCAUCAUCGUGAUGCCAUUUUCGUGUACCACUACCUGGCGUGGCGCGCGCAGCAGGGGUCCGCCCCGCAGUCGCGUGCGGUCAUUGCCCAGCCCACCGAGGCCGACUUGAAGACCGCUCGGCAGAAAGAGCGCCAGCGUCUGGAGGGCGACAAUCCGCUGGACGCCACGCCAACAUCGGAUCGCAUGCGCACCGGCUUGGCCUCCAGUGCGGGUGGCGACGCAAGUGCACCCAGCCUCCCCCUGGAUGCGGGUUACUCGCCGCUGGUCUCCUUCAGUGAUGAGUACACUCGGCUUGAGAAUAUUCUCUUUACCAUGGAAAAGGUCAUCAUUCGAGCCUUGGGCUUCCACCUCCAUGUGGAGCUUCCCCAUGCAUCGCUGCUCAUCUAUGCCAAUGUGCUGGGCUUGCACGACCUGCACCACCGGACCGACGAGUCGACAAAUGACGCGGAUGAAGCCGAUGAAGCCGACGAAGCGACGGCCCCGGCACCGGCAUCGCCCUCCAGCCGCUCCUCCCUAUCGCCGUACCUGAAGAGCUUGCCGCCCGCCAUUCGGGAGCGCCUCCUCGAUUCGGACUACCACCUCAUCCAACGAGCAUGGAACUUCUGCAAUGACGCCCUGGUGACCAAUCUGCUGGUCAAGUAUGAGCCAGUGGUGGUCACCUGUGCCGCAGUGGAUCUGGCAUGUCGAGUGGCCGGGCGACCGCUUCCUCUCGGCUGGAAUGCCCUCUUCGGAUGUAGCGAUGGCGUGGCCCUCGACACGGGUGGCCGCUGCUGGCCGGAUGAAUGCCCCUGCGACGGACCGACCCUGGAUCAGGGAGAACAUGCUGACCAUGGGUCUGAACUCCGGCCGAAGCGUCACCGCGAUGCGGCCCUCUCCCUGGUCGACCAGAUUGCCCGGGAAAUUGUCGCGCCGUACAUUCGCCGGCGCGUGAUCGCCGGUGCCCCGGAUCCCACGGGCGCGACCAACUACGGCCCAGCCGGCCUGGCCGGCAAUCCUAAGUACCACUUCAUUCUCUUCGAGACGGAGGGCCUCCGGCCGGAUGUGUUCCUGAGUGCGCAUGAGCUCGGGGACCAGCCCCCGGAGGCCACGGCCAUUGAGCGCCAGUCGCCCAUGGGGAACCAACAGCCCGCCCCGAUUAUGGGGAGAGCCCCCUCCCUCUCGGGGCCGGGCUCCUCGGCCACCCCUGCCAGCCGGGACGGGCCCCCGGGUCCGGAGGCUGGCUCGGGAGCGGCCCGACAGCAGGCGGCCCAAUCGGACUCCCCUGAUGAGGUUGAGCGCCAGCGGCGUAUUGCCGCCACCCGGGCCGAAGCCGCUCAAAUUCUUUCGUCUCUCGGUCGGAAGUAAAAUGACACCCGGUUGGGGGAAUCCGGAAAAUGGCCCAAAAUAGAUUGCCACAGUGGCAAAGCGAGCUCGGGAAA